Messenger RNA from Lichtheimia ornata, 2013 nucleotides. RefSeq lists its product as uncharacterized. The record is from RefSeq and is a predicted model, not a curated record. Lineage: Eukaryota; Fungi; Mucoromycota; Mucoromycetes; Mucorales; Lichtheimiaceae. The coding region runs from base 1 to 2013 and encodes 670 amino acids. The transcript has 2 exons. Gene Ontology annotation, molecular function: protein binding.
AUGGCAGACACGAUUUGGAACGAUUUAUGCAAGCAGCCAAUACUCAAAGCCCCUUCUGAAAAGUAUGCACAGCUCGUUCACGAUUCGACCACACGACUCCAUCAAUCCCUUGAACCCAUCUUGUCAGCUCUGAAUCUACGCGCCAUUGGGUUGACAAAGUGUGCCAACUUUGAAUCAGCUUUUCACGAUGCCAAAGUUAUGCAAUACCUGUCGCCUUCUUCUGCACUUGGAUACAUACGGGAAGCCAGCAUUUACAGUGAACAAGGAAAACAGCUUGAAGCCAUUCGUGUAUGCAACCAUGGCAUGAGUCUUGUUGACACCUUGGAUACCCACUAUGAUACACUGCAACGAGUCAAAAUGGAUGCUGAGCAACGCCAAAACACACGCAUCGACUUUAUCAGCCAACUACCUCUCGACAUUGUAACCACGACACUCAUUCCCAUGUUUAUGGAUGAUCAACCCUUGCGUUCAAUGGAGCCAGCUCCUUUUUUGGAUGUAUCCAAUGUAUGGUGUGAUCGUAUUAUCAAAUGCUUUGGUGGAUUAAGCUUUGAGACUGGGGAUGAUGACGACGCCAUUCAUUCACAAAUCGCCCAGUUUGCUCGCCAUGUCAAGAGAUUGGAUGUUGAUUGGUAUUCGGAAGGCACGUGGCUUUGUGAUUUACUACGCAACAAUGACCUUUGCUCUUUACAGGAGUUAUACAUUGAAAGUUUCUCGGCCAAUUGCUUGCCUUACUUUAUUUCGUCAUUGAAGCCAAUCAGCGACACUUUGACACAUCUUCAAAUUCAAGUCGAGAAUGGGAUGAUGGUACCGAUGGAGGAGGUUCUUGUCAACUGCCCCAAUCUGGUUUCCCUGGAAAUAGCCCAACCCUGUGCUACCGGUAUCAGCUCCCUUCGAAUGGCGUCAUGGCCUAAAAUAACGACAUUGGUCAUCUUUUCGACUGCAGAGGAUAUUAACAACAGUGCGAUGAUUACAUGUCACCAGAUCAGAGCGAUUGGCAAGCGUUUUCCAUCCCUCAAGAAGCUACAAUUUCGUCCAUGUGAAGAUACGGAAUGCAUACGUGUUGUCUUGGAAUAUUAUCCCUGGAUGAACAACCUCGACGUUAUUGAGUAUGGUGCGGGUUUCGAUAUUACUUUCUAUGAUGAUGGACAUCGUUGUAACGAGGUUGGGAUUACGAGACUCUUUGUCGACAUUUAUCAUAUGACACACGCGCCUUGGGAAAGUGUUGUUUAUGUACUAUGUCAACAUCGAAAAACGCUUGAAUACAUACACUUCGAUGUGGACACUCGCACUGAACCCGAGGAGAUCUACAACAUUGAGUAUGUUCGAUUGAAGAAACUUCAUCUUCAAAGCUCUGGAUGGUGGAUACCACACAACGCACCCAUGCUUGAGGAAUUGGAGAUAUCAUGCUUCGUACUUGCUGCAGAAUUUACCGUGCGUGAUACAACACCAUUGCCACCGAAUUUAAAGAAGCUGAAACUGGACCUUUCUAAUUCGCUUCGUCCUAUUGACAAAACGCCUUUUGCAAGAUACCUUCAUCGAUAUGCCCAGCAUUUAUGCUUGAAAGAACUUGCUGUUUCUCUCAACCCUGAGGAGCAUAUCGACAACAUGCUCGAAGCUAUCCUUCACCUUGGUCAACUCGAACGCUUGAGCAUUUUUGUUUCUGGUCAUUGGGAUUCGAUCCAAAUGCAAGAAUUAUUUGAGGAGCUUCCCAAAGGAUGUCCCAAUCUAUCCAGCCUGAUGAUCAGCUGUGAAAACGCCCCAACGAUAUACGCAAUGAGUGCUUUGAAAAGGCUUGAACAUUUGGAGGAGUUUCGGUUCCACAUAUGGAACAUGGAUGGCAACGACGGUUUUUGGCACGCAAUUGCAAGCUUUUCACAACUCAAAUGUAUCCAUGUCUACCCUGCAAAUACAAAGAACAUCCACCAUCUUCGGCAUCUCCAUGCACAAAGGCCUGAUUUGAAGAUUGUGGCCAACAAACGAUUGGCGCAUUUUUAUAGCACUGUUGUCAUUUGA